AUGGGUCCCCCCCGCGCUGGGCCCUGCGGCCCGUCGCCGCCCUGCGCCCCCCGCCUGCGCAGGCUGCAGCGCCUGUGCGCCGACCUGGACCUGGACGCCCUGCUCUUCGUGGCGGGGCCCGACGGCAGGUACAACUUGGGAUCUGCGCAGGCGCUGGCCUACCUGUUCCAGGGCCGCUGCGACACCGACCCAAGGGACACGCCCCCCUUGGCGCCACACCUGCGCGACCUGGUGCUCAUGGUCACGCCAGAGGACGUGCGCCUGUGCUGCGACGGCCGGUCGAUGGCGCAGGCCUGGGCGCUGCUGGGGCCGCUGCGGGAGACCGCGAGGACCUUCCGCGCGGAGGGCCCAUCGGAGGAUGGCGAGGAUGGUGACGAUGGCCGGGAUGCGGGUGAGGGGGAGAGGAUCUGGGCGUUCCUGCAGAUGCUGGCGGGCGUGAGGCGGGUGGGGCUGCCCCUGGGGGUCGGCGCCGCCGGGGCGCGCAUGGAGGCGGAGAGGUGGCCGCUGGUGCAGGCGUGCGGCCUGGACGGCGUGGGCAAGGACGGCUUCUUCACGAUGAACUACGAGGUGCCGCGCCGUUCAGACGACAAGACGAAACGGAAAGGCCCCGCUGGGUGUUCCGUCUUUUCGUCUCUCCGUCUCUUCGUCGCUUUGUCUGUUCGCUGUUUUGCCAUCUUUUAUGUCAUUCUGCCGAGUUCUAAAGACUGA
Messenger RNA from Ostreobium quekettii, 708 nucleotides. Lineage: Eukaryota; Viridiplantae; Chlorophyta; Ulvophyceae; Bryopsidales; Ostreobiaceae. The record is from the annotation of a GenBank genome assembly.